AGACCAUGGUGGGGUAGUCAUUGAACUCGCAUAGCUUCCUGUGUCGUCACAAUAGAUUUAAAAACAACAUUGCCACUCCACACUGGUGAUGUGAGGGCCCAAACUCCUGGCUAUUGUCCUGUUCUCACUAGCUCCGCUGAGCGAUCUGAGGUGACCCUAUUAUUUAACGUCUAAUAGUGACCGCAGCCCUUUUCAGACUGACUGGUAAUUUACUGCCAAAAAACACAGAAUCCAGAAUUAAAUACUGUGGCUUUGGACUUUCUAUUUUUAUCUACUGGUUUGCCGUUCACUCCUGUGAUCUCGUCGCCAGCCGCCAGAGUCCCCUCCAGAGCAGCAGGGGUGUUGUCAAAGACCUGACAGAGAUCCCAGUUACAGGAAAUAAGGUUAUCUUGUCCGAUCCCAGUCCGUCUUGCAUCUCAAACCACACUCAGGGCCGCUUUGACCACCAGUGACAACAUGGCAAUGCCAAUGGAACUUGAGCUGAAGCAUGUGGAGCUGAGAGCUGGAGACCAGUUCAAAGUACAGGGGAGGAUUAUGGAUGCGGCUGAGAGGUUCCAGAUCGACCUGGGCUGUGAUGAAGACGACCUGGCACUGCACUUUAACCCACGCUUCAAUGAUGACACUGAUGGUACUGUGCUCGUGUGCAACUCAAAGAUUGCCGGCUGCUGGGGUGAUGAGAAGAGAGAGCUCCACAAUCCACUCCAAAGGGGUUCUACAUUCAAGAUUGUGCUGAAGCUGAUGGGCGACAUGUUUGAAGUGGAGAUGCCUGAUGGACAGGAGAUCCAGUUCCCCAAUCGUGAAGGCCUAGACGUCAUUACCUACAUUCGUAUCAAAGGAGACCUCAAACUUACUACUUUCAAAAUCUACUAGACCCCAAUAUAUGAGGGGUGAUUUAGUUAGGUCAAUGGGUUAGGACAGGAGCAAUGACAUUUAUCAAAUCAUUGUUCUAAUAUAUGUAUUAGUGAACUGUUGGACAUAUUAAAUAUGUAUCUGGGUUGACCACAGUC
Messenger RNA from Salmo salar (Atlantic salmon), 1007 nucleotides. Its product is annotated as galectin-2. Gene Ontology annotation, molecular function: carbohydrate binding. NCBI's taxonomy places the organism in Eukaryota, Metazoa, Chordata, Actinopteri, Salmoniformes, Salmonidae. The record is from RefSeq and is a predicted model, not a curated record.